AUCAACAUUGUAUCACACAAAAAGAAAACCCAAUAUACUUUAUCUCAUAUUUUUUUUCUCACCCCAAAAAAGAAAAACACUAUGGUUUUGUCUAGUGAGGAAGAAUCAAGCUUGGUCUACAACCACAAGCUUUCCUCAGUUGGGCCGAGCUAUGCAAUUGGGUCCAACGAGGCCCAUAAUGUAAGUGGGCUGGACUUGGCCAUGAAGCUUCAUUAUCUCAAAGUAGUUUACUUCUUUAAUGGCCAAGCUAUUGAAGGGUUAACCAAUAUGAAGAUUAAGGAGACAUUGUUCUACUUUCUGGCUGAGUAUUUUCACACGUGUGGCCGGUUCAGGAGAUCAGAAUUGGGCCGACCAUUUCUCAAGUGUAACGAUUGUGGGGCCCGGUUUAUUGAGGCCCAAUGUGAUAAGACCAUUGAUGAGUGGCUUGAGAUGGACAAUAAGGCCCAUAUGAAUAAGCUUCUUGUUUCUCAGCAAGUUAUUGGGCCUGAACUCUCCUUCUCUCCACUAGUUUUUUUUCAGGUAACAAAUUUCAGAUGUGGAGGAAUGUCAUUGGGCCUUAGUUGGGCCCAUAUCCUAGGCGACGCAUUUUCAGCUUCAGACUACAUAAACAGAUGGGCCCAAAUCGUUAGUCUUGUUCUAUCCAACGACCGAAAAACAACAAUGACAAAAGCCCAAAACCGAAAGCACCAUGAAAUCACUCCCAACCCAGGCCCAAUACCCACCAGAAACUUACCCGUAUCCCUAAAACGGGUCGACCCGGUUGCUGAUCAUUGGAUAGCAAAAAACGACACCAAAAUGGAAACAUUUUCAUUCCCAAUUUCUCAUUCCCAAAUUACCCUUCUAAAGUCACAAUUUUCUACUCCAAUUUUCGAGUCACUUUGUGCCAUAAUUUGGAAAUCCAUAGCCAAAAUCAGAAAAGAAUCAAAUCCAAAAACAGUCACAAUUUUCAAAAACAACCCCAAAAGAACCAAAGGGGUUUUGGCCAAUAGCCAAAUAAUAAGCUCAGUUGAAGUUGAUUUUUCAGUAGUGGAGACAGAAACAAAGAUUUUGGCUUCAUUACUAAGUGAAAAAACCACAAUAGAAAAUACCCAAAUAAAUGAAAUUGUUGAAAAUGAUCAAGGGGUAUCUGAUUUUGUCGUUUAUGGGGCAAAUUUGUCGUUUUUAGAUUGGCAAGAGGUUGAUUUAUAUGGGUUGGAAUUGCAAAGUUACAAGCCAAAUUUUGUGUCGUUUGAUGUUCAAGGUGUUGGGGAAAACGGUGUCGUUUUGUUGGCCCCGGGACCUAAAUAUAUUGAUGAGUUUGGAGGAAUUGAAGAAAUGUUGAUGAUGAGUUUGAUUUUGCCACAAAAUGAAGUUUGUGAGAUGAAAUUUGAGUUGAAGAAAAAUGGUUUAGUGAGUGAAUAGAAAAGUGUGCACUAAAUAUUUAUUAGUGGUUGUGAAUUCAAAAAUAAAAUAU
Molecule: messenger RNA, 1453 nt
Organism: Cannabis sativa
Lineage: Eukaryota; Viridiplantae; Streptophyta; Magnoliopsida; Rosales; Cannabaceae
Product: protein ECERIFERUM 26-like
Exons: 2
Coding region: 82-1401 (439 amino acids)
Molecular function (GO): acyltransferase activity, transferring groups other than amino-acyl groups
Source: RefSeq, a predicted model, not a curated record